This is a messenger RNA of Eruca vesicaria subsp. sativa (arugula), 767 nucleotides long. The record is from the annotation of a GenBank genome assembly. NCBI's taxonomy places the organism in Eukaryota, Viridiplantae, Streptophyta, Magnoliopsida, Brassicales, Brassicaceae.
CUUGCCUUUCUCAAAUAAUAUUAUCAUAUUCUUCAGAUUUUCUUUUACCAAAAGAAAAUUUCUUCAGUUUUUUUUCUGUCGUCUGAUCUCUCUCAGUCCCUGGAGAUAUGUCAGAGGAAGAGACUGCUUCGGAGAUUGUUAGUAGUGCCUUUGUGAAGCAGUACUAUUAUACUCUUAACGAAUCACCUCAGACUCUUCAUAUGUUCUAUAAGGAUUCCUGUCUGUUUAACCGUCUUUGUCCCCUAACCCAUGUCAAGAAAACUGUUCGGACUAAGGAAGAGGUGAAAGAUGAGUUUCUGGCAGAGAGAUUCGAAGAUUUCAUGGCUGAGAUUGAAACUUCAAUUGGUGUGCCAUAUUCAAUGGAACAUGGUCAUGUUAUUGUGUUUGUCAAUGGAUACCUGACUAGGAAGAAAGAUAACGUGAGGAAAAAGUUUACGCAAACGUUUCUUCUGGCUCAACAAGACAACGGUUUCUGUGUCGUUAACGAUAUUUUCAGGUAUAAGAAAGAGAAUACACAGACACAGACGUGUUUUGUAACUGAGAAUGAGUCAAGGUCAAGAAGAUCAGCGACUUGUUAAAACGAGAAAUUAUGGAAUUAUUCUGUAUGUUAUUUAUUCUGUCGUCAAGAGUUAACUAUUGCCGUAUUUCCUUAUGUUGACUUAUUUUGGACAAAAUUAUAAGUCUCAUUAUCUCUUUUUCAUACAAGUAUACAUAUUUUCAUGUUCUAUUGUCUAUCUCUUAUUAUUUCUGUAUAUUUCUAGUAUUCC